AUGGUAACGACACCUGAAACAAGAGAGGCGCACUGGCAUGAAUAUUCAUGCAGCGAUUGUAUCAUACAUCCCGCUGGAUGCGUGUCCACUUUGCCCCACUUGCCCCAAAUAAGAAAACAGGCGCUGCGCAGGUGGCAAAUUUUUAAUGAAGGAAAAACAAAGUGUCAAAUUGCGUGGGGAGUCGCCUUUGAGCUAGGCGGAGCUGUGGGAAUUUGGACCUUGGAUAUGGAUCAAUGUGAGUGUUAUUUGAAUAAAUUCUGCGGAGUAGACAGAAAGGAUGUAGGUCAAGUGACAGGCUACAGUUGCUUUACUCCCGACGAGGCAGCCCGCAAACAAGUUUGUUUUAUACAGAACUAA
Pieris macdunnoughi is the source of this 357-nucleotide messenger RNA. Lineage: Eukaryota; Metazoa; Arthropoda; Insecta; Lepidoptera; Pieridae. The record is from the annotation of a GenBank genome assembly.